This is a messenger RNA of Gymnodraco acuticeps, 4173 nucleotides long. RefSeq names its product sodium- and chloride-dependent GABA transporter 2-like. The coding region runs from base 490 to 2394 and encodes 634 amino acids. NCBI's taxonomy places the organism in Eukaryota, Metazoa, Chordata, Actinopteri, Perciformes, Bathydraconidae. Gene Ontology annotation, cellular component: membrane. The record is from RefSeq and is a predicted model, not a curated record. The transcript is spliced from 15 exons. Gene Ontology annotation, biological process: sodium ion transmembrane transport.
AAAGCAAUGUCGAAUUCUCUGCGAUGUAUCGUUUCAUAAGUCAUAGCAAGUGAAUAUUUAACAACAGGUUACCUGUUUUUCAAUUCAUAUUUUUCAUUUAUUUCGAUCAUAAUUUCAACACUCCUCCGCAGAGAUAGCGUAACCGUUAGAAAGUGUUACAUGUGUAACCUACGACGAACUGUAUGGAUAACAGGACCUGUAAAUUAGCCCAUGUGUUGCUAGCAUGUCGUUAUCACGGCAUAUCAUUUUAAUAUAUAUCUCAUUCAUUAUUUGUCGAUGAAAAUGAAGGGUUGCUUAUGAAAGCCGGCUCGUGGUCGUUGCAUCACAUGGCACCGAAGGGGGAGAAGGAGGGAGAGAGAGAGUGACUGAGACGAGGUAGCCUACAUAAACGUUCACAACUAUUUUUUUUUUUUUUUAAAAAACGUCCUCAGCAACCCCUGCUGCAACCCCUGCUUCCAUAUGGAAUUGAAACAAUGGAAAUAACAUAAUAUGAAAGACAAAGCACAUAAAAGGGGUGUGUGUGUGUCUCUGCCACAACCAGUGAUGACCGACCAGCUGCCUCCACAGCAAGGAGACCCACUGCUGAAUACAUUCCACCAAGGGAGCCUCCCCAACGGGAUAAAAGCCUCCAAAGACGGCCUCCAUGCCAGGGGACAGUGGGCCAGCAAGGCGGAGUUCCUCCUGGCCGUGGCGGGUCAGAUCAUCGGCCUGGGCAACGUCUGGAGGUUCCCUUAUCUCUGCUACAAGAACGGAGGAGGUGUGUUCUUCGUGCCCUACAUGUUGUUCCUGGUGCUGUGCGGGAUCCCCCUCUUCCUCCUGGAGACCUCACUGGGACAGUUCACCAGCCUGGGGGGGGUCAGCGCCUGGAGGAAGAUCUGCCCCUUAUUUGGAGGUCUGGGCUAUGCCAGCCAGGUGAUGAUCCUGCAUGGCUGUGUUUACUACAUCGUCAUCCUGGCCUGGGCCCUCUUCUACCUCUCCCACAGCUUCCAGGCGGUGCUGCCCUGGUCGCACUGCAACAACACGUGGAACACAGAGGCGUGUGUGGUGUUUGAACGCCACAACCAGACAACCAUCGGGAGCAGCCUGCCAGAGAACGCCACCUCUUCCGUCAUGGAGUUCUGGGAGCGAGAAGUACUCCGUCUCUCCAGCAGUUUAGACGAGCUGGGUCCAAUCAGCUGGAAGCUCGCUCUGUGUCUCGCCAUCGUCUGGCUGGUGUGUUACUUCUGUGUGUGGAAGGGAGUCAAGUCUACGGGAAAGGUGGUGUACCUGACAGCCACCUUCCCGUACGUCAUGCUGUUUGUGCUGCUGAUUCGCGGGGCCACGCUGCCCGGAGCCACGCAGGGCAUCAUCUUCUACCUCAAACCCAACAUCACCCGCCUGGCAGACCCACAGGUAUGGAUGGAUGCAGGUACCCAGGUAUUUUUCUCAUACGGAAUCUGUUUGGGGAGUCUCACGGCCCUCGGCAGCUACAACAAAUACAACAACGACUGCUAUAAGGACUCUUUCCUCCUGUGCCUCCUGAACAGCAUCACCAGUUUCCUGGCAGGUUUCGCCAUCUUCUCCGUGCUGGGCUUCAUGGCUGAAGAGCAGGGGGUGGACAUAGCCUCUGUGGCCCAGUCAGGGCCUGGCCUUGCCUUCAUUGCCUACCCGAGAGCGGUUGCGAUGAUGCCUGUACCCCAACUGUGGGCCGUGUGCUUCUUCCUUAUGAUCAUCAUGCUGGGGCUGGACACACAGUUUGUGAGUCUGGAGGCCCUGAUGACGUCGGUGACGGACCUGUACCCUAAUCUGAUCCGACGGGGUCACCGCAGAGAGCUGCUGCUGCUCUUCAUCUGCAUCAUCUGCUUCCUGCUCGGCCUGGUCAUGGUCACGCCCGGGGGUCUGUAUGUGUUCCAGAUCUACGACCAUUACUCCUGCAGUGGAGCCAGCCUGCUGCUGCUCUCCAUCUUCCAGUCGCUUGCCAUCGGCUGGAUAUACGGAGCCGAGCGCUUCAGUUCCAACAUCAGGGACAUGACCGGCUAUAGCCCCCUGCCCGUAUUCAAGCUGUGCUGGAAGUACCUGACCCCGGCCGUGUGCUCUGCCACCUUUGUGUUCUCCCUGGUCAGCUGGUCUCCAUUAAACCUGGGGAGGGGUCUGGUGGCUCCGGCCUGGGCCACAGCGCUGGGCUGGCUCCUCACGCUCUCCUCUGUCUCCCUGCUCCCCAUCUGGGCCAUCUACGCCCUGGCCACCACCCCGGGAACCCUGUCACAGCGCUUCCAUCGUCUGUGCAGCCCGGUUGAAAUCUCCUCCCUGGCCCUCCACUACUCCCCCUCUGGGCCCCCCUACAUCCCGGCCCUGCCUCUGAGAGAGAAGCAGAAGGAGCCCAUCACAGACAUCCUCCAUGAUCGUUUGACCUGAACAAAAAAAUGCCGGACUUACAUUGGAUGCUGGUCAGCCAAUCAGGUGUGGCGAAGGGUUGAGGUUGGAGGGUAUCGCUGCUGGGUGCCAAUUAGGGGCUGGCUCCCCAUUUCUACACUUAAUAAGUUUAAGCUGACCACAGAGGCCUGUCAAAAAAAUUAUUUGAAUAUGAACCUUUUACAGUUGAACCUGUUUACCACACAUAUCUGAAUGUUUUUGCAUAUUUACCAUCGUGCUGAAGUGGAACAUCACACUUAAAGAGGCCCUUUAAAGGGGGUUUCCCUUUCCUGUAGUGUGUUCUAUUGGUUUGAAAUCCCAAUGUUCCCUGCCUUAGACGCCUCCAUUGGACUCCUUUGUUUACUUCCUGAAUAUAGUAACAUCACUAUGUAACACUCACACUUCUAUUGGCUAGCGGUCCAACACAUUGUACGUAAUAGGCUAAGGGGCGGGACAUCGCUAAGCGGUUGACCAAUCACAACAGAGCUGGACAGCUAACCAAUCAGAGCAGACUGGGCUCUGGUUUCAGACAGAGGGUGAAAAGAGGUGCUGCAGCAAUGAGGAAAAUAAAGAGCUUUUUGAACAUUAAAGCAUGGAGACAUGUCACAGUAGAGACACUACAUACUGAUAUGAACCUGACAAUAAUCAUAAAAGGGCCCCUUCAAUGCGAACGCCACCUGAAUGCACUCAGCUUGCUUUACCCUUAGCACCUUGAAACCAGCAACCAAUUAUAAAACACAACACUCCUAAACCUUAUCUGCUUCUUUUGAAUCACUCGUAAACCAUUUAAUCACUACUCCCAUCCGAGGCCCAGGAGGCUGAUUCAUUAUGUUCUCUAUUCCUAAUGGCAUUUCUGAGUGAGUUGGCCUCCCACUUUACUCUCUAUGAGAGAUCACUGCAUGCUUAACAUGUGUUGUUCUGCUCGGGUACUGCUCACCUACAAUGACGCUAAGAGUCAGGCAUUCACACAGUGAUUUGCCCGGAUUAUUUUUCACCAUUUCCUAGUUGACAAAAUGAUUGAACCUUUUCAUAUUAUAUUUAUUCUUAAGGUAGAGUUGUUUUAACUUUUGUUUUGUUAACGGCUGUCUCAAAUGCACAAGUCUAAAUUGCAGUUACUGCUGAAUAAAAGGCGUUAUUACAAUAUCUCUGCACUGUACCAAAAAACAAUUGACUAUUUAUCAACAUGCAAUCAUGUGACAAAAUCUGCAUUUAUUUACACAAUAUUGAAAUAUUGCUGCUGCUGCUGUGUAGACAACCAGUUAUACAUUUCUAAUUCUAAGCCCAAACAUAACACACUUAUUUUUAAAUAGCUGCCCUGUAGAGGACAUGAAGAAAUUGGCGCUAUGCAGAGUAGGUAUGUUUUUUUAGAAGAAAAUGAAUUGUGUGAAUGUUGAAAAAUCAAGUCUGUUUUGUAGAGUUGUGUUAUCGAAUCGCAGGAAUAGACAUUGCGUAAAAUAAUAAUUGCAUUACCUUUCAUAUAUCAUUAACUAGACUUUCACCUAGAGCUGAAUGUAUACUAUUCACUAAAUCCAGAAGGCUAAGUGACAUUUCUUUUCUUUUUUUUAACAUACAUUUGAACACUGUUUUUCUUUGCACUGCCUUUCCACCUCUGAGACUUAUUGCACCUGUUUUCUUUUCAAAGACUAGUUAAAAUGCUCUGUUUACAGGUGUAUACAUAUGGUGUAUACAUGUGCCUUUUAUUUGACUUUCUUUUGUAUGUGUACAAUUAUUGUCUUUUUUUAAUGAACAUAUAUAUACUGUGAAUACAAGCGUUGGUGUUGA